AUGUCUCCUCCCAUCAUACGGCGAAGCUUGUCCGUCAAUGUUCUUGUAAAAGAAGGAUUGCUGGACGAAGCCAUAGAUGAAAUGGAAGACUGCCUACAAGAAGAAGAUGCGGUUUUUAAUUCUGAGAACAGCUGCAUCAGCGAUGAAGCGCUGGACACACUUUGCAAUUCCAUCAAAGAGCGAGAGGACACUCAGAGACAGAUGCAACGAUUCCGUACUUUGCAACGAGUGCUGACAGCUUAUCAUCGACGGAGCACGAAAACUCUAGAAGAAUUGUUACAUACUCCACUCUAUGUGGAUGGAGUUGAAGAAUCUACCGAACACGAGCCAGCCAUCGAUCUCAGUGAUAAAAUUAUCGCCCAAGUUCCUGAAUUUUUGUCUGAGGAAAAAUAA
Molecule: messenger RNA, 393 nt
Organism: Cylicostephanus goldi
Lineage: Eukaryota; Metazoa; Nematoda; Chromadorea; Rhabditida; Strongylidae
Source: the annotation of a GenBank genome assembly